AUGCCAGUAAAACCUUCAGAUAAGCUCGGGAAUUCAUGGAAUCAUGAUUCUUUUUCUGAAAUUUGCCUUAAAACGGAUUUUUUUCGUUCAAGUGUUGAAGAAUGUUGUGCACUACUUCAUACAUCUUGGAAAACAGGUCUGUUGACACAUGAAGACAUUCUAUAUCGUCAGUCUAUCUAUGGUAUUAAUAAAACAACUAUUGAAAGCAAUGAAUCUCUUUUUUUUCGGUUUUUCAAACAAUUAACUGAUAAUUUUUUGAUGAUGUUGUUACUUAUAAGUGCAUUAAUAAGUUUAUUUGUGGGCAAUGUUAAUGAUGCAGUAAGUAUUAUAAUAGCGCUCAUAAUGGUAGUUUCAGUGGGAUUUCUGCAGGAAUAUCACUCAGAAAAGUCUUUAAAAGCAUUAAAUAAUAUGGUAUCAUAUAAUUGUCAUGUAAUUAGAAAUGGAGAGAAUCAAUAUAUAGCUGCAUCAGAACUUGUCCCUGGAGAUUUGAUCAAGUUUUCAAUAGGUGAUCGAAUUCCUGCAGAUUUACGAAUUACUGAAGCGAUUGAUCUUGAGUUGGAUGAAUCAAAUUUGACUGGUGAAACGAAUGCAGUCUGUAAAAAUACUGAUGCACUUCGAGAAGACAGACUGGUUGUUCCUAUCAGUGAGCAAAGAUGUAUUGGAUUUAUGGGAACAUUGGUAAAGCACGGUAGUGGUUCAGGUAUUGUAAUAAGAACAGGAAAAAAUACAGAGUUUGGUUCAAUUUUUGAAGAUAUUCAACGCAUAAAAUCACCGCGAACACCGUUACAAAAAUCUAUGGAUGAACUUGGAAAACAACUUUCUUUGUUUUCUAUUAUUGUUAUAGUCAUAAUAUCUUUAACAGGACUGCUACAAGGAAGAUCAUGGCUAGAAAUGUCUACUAUUACUAUAUCUUUAGCCGUUGCGGCUGUUCCUGAGGGUCUUCCUAUUAUUGUGAGUGUUACUUUAGCUUUAGGGGUUCAUCGUAUGGCAAAUAAAAAAGCAAUCGUUAAAAACUUGCCAAGUGUUGAAACAUUAGGAAGUGUUAACAUUAUGUGUUGUGACAAAACUGGAACAUUAACUGAAAACCAUAUGACUAUACAAAAGAUAUUUACAUUGGGUGAAGAUGGCCUCAUAGAUAUUUCGUCAGAUUUGAAAAAACCAUUAUUUACUAAUGACAAAACUCUUAAAUGUCUUUUAAAUAUUGCCAAUCUUUGUAAUAAUGCUCGAAAAAGUAACAACAGAAAAUUCAUUGGUCAAUCUGUUGAUGUUGCAAUUAUGGAAUUAAUUGAAAGAUAUGGGUAUAAUGAUAAUCGUAUGGUAUAUACACGUACUCAAGAAAUCCCUUUCUCUUCAAAUAGAAAAUGGAUGUCUGUUACAGCAUAUCCUUCUUCUAUGACUCCAUCUUUAAGUUCUGUAUAUGUAAAAGGUUCUUAUGAAGAAAUACGUAUGAAAUCUGUUUCUGCUUUAGAAAAAAAUGCAAUAGAAAUACCAUUGACAAAAGAUAUCAUUGAAAAAUUUGAUAGAGCUGCUCUUAACAUGGCCAGUGAAGGCUUGAGAGUUAUAGCUUUAGCCAGUUUAUCUAGUUCUUCUAAUCAAGGCCUUACUAUAGCUGGUCUUAUUGGACUACAUGACCCACUUAAAAAAGAUAUUAAAGAAUCUAUCCAACGUUUACUUCAGAAUUCUAUUAGAGUUGUUAUAAUAACAGGAGAUUCAGAGGCAACUGCUCUAUCAACUGCAUAUAACAUUGGCAUACCGAUUCAGUAUCCAAAAUCACAUAAGAUUAAUCAGGGUUAUCAGCAAUUUGAAAAUGUGAUAUCUGGUAAUAGUUUUGAAAAAAUGACAAAUAAACAACUUUCUGAGGCCAUAAGCAAUAUUAAUAUAUUUGCUCGAACUACUCCUAGACAUAAGAUGAAAAUAAUAGAAGCAUUUCAAACAAGGGGUAAUAUAGUUGCAAUGAUAGGUGAUGGUGUUAAUGAUGCUCCUGCUUUAAAGCUUGCUAAUAUUGGUAUUGCUAUGGGAAAAUAUGGUACUGACGUGGCCAGAGAAGCAGCAGAUAUGAUAUUGACUGAUGAUUCGUUUUCAACUAUUUUAAAUGCAAUUGAAGAAGGCAAAGGAAUUUACCAUAAUAUUAGUGCAUUUAUAACAUUUCAAUUAUCAACAUCUAUUGCUGCGCUUUCUUUGGUAUCUUUUGCUGUAAUUUUUGGUUUUCAGAAUCCUUUAACUGCUACACAAAUUUUAUGGAUAAAUAUUCUUAUGGACGGUCCUCCUGCACAAAGUCUUAGCUGUGAAUCUAUUCAUUCAAAUGUUAUUUCAAACCAUCCUCGUGAAAAAAAUACCCCGCUUUUAACAACAGCUCUUCUUAAAAAAGUUUUUAUUUCUGCAUUUCUCAUUGUUUUUGGGACAUUUUUUAUAUAUAUAUUUGAAAUAAAUAGAAGUACAGAACGCAAAUCUACUACUAUGGCUUUUACUUGUUUUGUUUUUUUUGAUAUAUUUAAUGUAUUAACAUGUCGUUCUAAUACAAAAUCUAUUUUCAAUAUAGGCUUUUUUUCUAAUCAUAUGUUUAAUCUGGCUAUUUUAGGAUCUUUUUUGGGACAAAUAUCUGUUAUUUAUAUACCGUUUUUUCAAAGAAUAUUUCAUACAGAAUCCUUAAGUUUAUCUGAUCUUUUAUUUUUAAUUGUUGUUACAAGUAGUAUUUUUUGGGCUGAUGAGCUACGGAAAUUAAAAACACAAAAAAAUAUAGUAAAAGAAUCAUUCAUAGCUGUAUGA
Molecule: messenger RNA, 2766 nt
Organism: Pneumocystis jirovecii RU7
Lineage: Eukaryota; Fungi; Ascomycota; Pneumocystomycetes; Pneumocystales; Pneumocystaceae
Product: calcium-transporting P-type ATPase, PMR1-type
Exons: 12
Coding region: 1-2766 (921 amino acids)
Biological process (GO): calcium ion transmembrane transport; manganese ion transport; intracellular calcium ion homeostasis
Cellular component (GO): endoplasmic reticulum; Golgi membrane; plasma membrane
Molecular function (GO): ATP binding; ATP hydrolysis activity; P-type calcium transporter activity
Source: RefSeq, a predicted model, not a curated record